Sparassis crispa is the source of this 1008-nucleotide messenger RNA. RefSeq lists its product as hypothetical. The transcript has 3 exons. Lineage: Eukaryota; Fungi; Basidiomycota; Agaricomycetes; Polyporales; Sparassidaceae. The record is from RefSeq and is a predicted model, not a curated record. Bases 1 to 1008 code for a protein of 335 amino acids.
AUGGUUCAGAGUGGUGAGCUAGCUAAAUACCCACUUGCGAUGGUGGUGAAGGUGCUCGAGCUUCUCGGGCCACACUCUAUGGGUGGUUACGACAUUGGGUGCACUUUCAUCAGUACUAUUCAUAAGAGCUCCCUCGGCGCCGACUUCCAUCACCUCCAGUGUUGCAUGUGCGUGAACGCUUUCCAUGGCUACAGUCACAACCACGCCUGCCAGACACAAAACCAUCCAAAUGUGAUUGAAGGCAUGGGCAUCGAAGAUCUUGAGAUGAUGGAACACAUCCUCAGCUCCUCCAAUCAGCUUGCCUCGAUUAUCCGAUAUGCGAGCCGGUAUCAUAGGCAGAUGUUUAUUGACAUGUUCUUCAAGCAAUGGGAUGAUGAUCACUAUGCAAGUCUUGGCAACUUCUUGUACAACAAUUAUCGACAGGCCCUUGACAUCAUCAACAAUGACUCCGCCACUCUCACAGAAGCCCUCGCAUCGCUCAACAUUCAAUGCACAGAUCUUGAGAAGUGGCAACAGGAGGAAGCGGAGUACUUUGCAAUGUUAGGCAAAGAAGAUGAAUGGGACGUACAUGCAGUUGCAUACGUUCAGCUUCUCCAGGAGCUGCAUAAGCUCGAUGUACACCAUGCCAACACCACAUCCCAUUUCUUGAUGAUCACACCAACUGACUAUAAAUUCAUGCCACCACCCUCGCGCUCAUCCACGAAUCAAAUCUAUGACCACGAGCUGUCCCAGACUUGCAAACUCGAGACUCAGCGGCGCCAUCUUGCUGAACGGCAUCAGCAAGUUUUGCACGAGGUUAUUGCCAUGGAAGUUAGCAUGGGCAUCUCAGACCAGUGGGUUAGGAUGUCGCCCCAGUAUAUUGAGACGAUGUGCUACAUCCAGACCAGAGAAUACUGUCGUGCUCUUGAUGAGCUACAACGUCUCGUGGUGCAGCACCUUUUCGAACUGCACAACCUGAACCUCACGCAAACAGGUAAUUUCAGCCUGUCUGAAGUUAUCAUAAUCUGA